Molecule: messenger RNA, 1277 nt
Organism: Hydra vulgaris (swiftwater hydra)
Lineage: Eukaryota; Metazoa; Cnidaria; Hydrozoa; Anthoathecata; Hydridae
Product: tyrosine-protein phosphatase Lar-like
Molecular function (GO): protein binding
Source: RefSeq, a predicted model, not a curated record
UCUCUAUGUUUCAAUGAAACUGUUAAAGUUAUAUAAAACCUUAUCUGCCUUAAAGUUACUUGAAACGUAGACAUAGUUGGAAAGUAAACAUACCAGAAGCAAAAAUCAUGCAAAAACUAUCAUUUAUCGUGUUCAUUAUUUUGAUAAACAAUAUGAUUGUUACGUCAGACGCGCGAUCUAUAGAAAACAAAACAAACACUGAGUAUAACACUGAUCUUUCAAAAAUAUCCGUUUGCAUUAAUGAAUACGAAUGGACGUGUCCGGAAUCUUCAAAGUGCGUUUCAAAAAACGAUUGCAGUUCGUACGAAGAAUGCACUUUACUCAACUGUGUUGUUCCUCCGGAACCAGCAAACAUAAAAGUUAGUAACAUCACAUACACCAGUGCAACAAUCACAUGGAACAAGGAUUCGCACGUUUUAGAAUACAAAAUUAUUUGCGAUUCAAACAUAUUUGGUACAAUGCAAUAUUCAACUUCGGAAGGGUCUCUAACAAUAACCGAGCUGCAGCAAGAUACAGAAUAUGUUUUUACAAUUUAUUCCGUAAACAGGGUUGGGUUGAGCGAUCCAAUUCUGCUAAGUAUAAUAACAAAAAAAAGUGAUCCCCCUACAAAUGUGAACAACAUGUUAGUAAGUGAAGACACAAUAGAAAACCAUCUACAGCUUAAGGUUAAAUGGGAUCCUCCAGCAGAACAGCCUCAGGAUAUUAUGUUAAAAUAUCAAAUUGAAUGCUGCAUCUACAAUGAAUCCCUUACACCAUUAUGUGCAACUGCGAUGUCUAUAAACACAACUUUUUUAAUUAAUUAUGUUCUAAAACCUUUACAUUAUGCGACAAUCAGUGUUACUCCCUUAAAUGAACUUGGACAGUUUGGACCAACUACAGUAACAUUUUAUCGUCCUAGGAGUUACGAUAUAUCAAACGCAGCUGGCCACAGUCAAAUAGGUAUUGGCGGGUUUUGCUUUAUUAUCGCAAUUAAUUUAGUUUGGUCAAUUUGUAAAGAAGUUUGAUUGAGAAUUUAGCUUUUUAAAGGCAACUUUAGUCUGUUUAAAGAUUUAUAAGAAACUGUGUUUCUAUUGAUGUACUUCUGACAGCUUCACCUCAAAUACGAACAAGUUUGUGAUUCACGCGUGGUUGGUUGAUUAUGUACUACAAUUAGACACUUUCAAUUUUGUAAUAAGAUAUAUUUUUGUGUUUAACAUUUUUUACCAGUUAUAUAUUCUGUUGGUUCUACUGAUAGUAAAUAUAACUAUUUUAAUAGUAUAUAUAAAUAUUUUGGUCUA